AUGAACGAACUCACCUGCGACACUCAAAUUAUGUUGCUACCUCCUAUCUUUUUGGAGUUAAAUUCUACGGCGAUUCCUACGGCGCCGCUUUUGUCUCCGAGUUGGGUCUAUCCUCUCUCGAUCUCUCUCUGCAGUUUCCUUCUUGAAGCGGCAGUAAAGGUCGAUGAUGAAGAGAAGUUCAAAAUCUUACACUCGAUUGUGUAUACGACAAGAUUGGAUGAAAUGAAUAUUUUUAGUAAAGUUAGAAGCACCAAGGAUACUGAUGCGGUAUUUGAAGCCAUAAUUAAAGAGAGUAAACCCAAUAUAAACAGAAAACGGGUAAGAAGUAAUUCAAUGGAUGCCAAUGAACGACUCUCAGCAUAUGAAGAUUUAUCAUUACGUAUAAAUUUUGUGAAUAAAAAAGCUCGUGUAAAUCGACAUGAUAAAAAUCUUCUACGGUUAUGUAAACCUGUAAGAGUUGUGGUUGAAAAAUUAAAAAUAAUCUCAAAUAAGGAUAUAACAGAAAACACAAAAUAUCGAACACUUAUACCAUUUUUCAGAAUAAACACCAGGCAUAAAAUUAACAUACUAUAUGAUCUGCAAAAUAACGAAAUCGAUGUUUAUUUUCUGGAUAGUUUCUUGUCCUUGAAGGAAUAUGUCAGGCUUCAAAACAUACAAUCUUUUAAAAGUGCACUCAAAGAAUUAGCGAGAUCACAUGAAAAUAUUUUGACAAGGUAUUUUUGUUGCUGGUAUGCAAGAAAAAACUGGUUAGAUAGAUUUCGACACAGUCAUGGCCUCGAAACUCCAAGAAAUAAUGAUGCUCUAAACUUUAUGAGAAAAACACACAAGUGCUCCAUUAAUAAUUGCCUUUGUUGCUGUUCUACUAAAUUAGUUUUAUCAAAUGAAAACUAUACAAAGAACAAAGUAAACCGGUCGGAAAACCCCCGCGAUUGGUACAACAAAAUGACAGAAAGAACAGAUUUAAUGAAUACACCUAUAGUAAAAUCUUUUAAAAACAAUAAUACAAGUUUAGGAACGUCAAAUAUUAAUUGGAACAUUAAACAUGAAUCAUCAUCAUCUUGUAAUUCAGAAAACAUUCAUAUAAAUUCUAAAAACCAACUACCAACAAACUUAUUACAAAACUUAUGUUGUUGGUAUAAACAGGAAGAAGUUGCUGGUCGUUUCUUAGCAGAUGGUGGUUUUAAGGGUAUAAUCAAUUUCAUGAGACGACCCCAUCUUUGUUCCAUUAUGGACUGUAAGUGCUGUUGUAAACCUAAAAAAACUCAAAUGACUAAAUUGUCGCAUUUUGAUAUACCUGUUAGACAUACCAAUAAUUUUACCAAAUACAUUGAUGUUAAAUUUUUAAACAAUCAGACCAAACCUCUCAACACACGAGGGACCAAACCAAACGCCUAUAGAUCUAGUUUCGUCGAUAAAAGUAAACCAGAACCCGUCGGUGCAAGCAAGCCUAAUCCUACUGAUACAAGAAUUUCCAAUUUCGUCAAUGUAAGCAGAUCUAAUCUCGUGACUGAGAGCAGACCCAACAUAAUCAAUGUAAACAGACCCAGCAUCACCAAUGUGGCUGGACCCAACAUCGCCAAUGUGACCAGACCCAACAUUGCCAAUGUGACCAGACCCAACAUUGCCAAUGUGACCAGACCCAACAUUGCCAAUGUGACCAGACCCAACAUCGCCAAUGUGACCAGACCUAACAUUGCCAAUGUGACCAGACCCAACAUUGCCAAUGUGACCAGACCUAACAUCGUCAAUGUGACCAGACCCAGCAUUGCCAAUGUGACUAGACCUAACAUCGUCAAUGUGACCAGACCCAGCAUUGCCAAUGUGACCAGACCUAACAUCGUCAAUGUGACCAGACCCAGCAUUGCCAAUGUGACCAGACCUAACAUCGUCAAUGUGACCAGACCCAGCAUUGCCAAUGUGACUAGACCUAACAUCGUCAAUGUGACCAGACCCAGCAUUGCCAAUGUGACUAGACCUAACAUCGUCAAUGUGACCAGACCCAGCAUUGCCAAUGUGACUAGACCUAACAUCGUCAAUGUGACCAGACCCAGCAUCGCCAAUGUGAUCAGACCUAACAUCGCCAAUGUGACCAGACCCAGCAUUGCCAAUGUGACUAGACCUAACAUCGUCAAUGUGACCAGACCCAGCAUCGCCAAUGUGAUCAGACCUAACAUCGCCAAUGUGACCAGACCCAGCAUUGCCAAUGUGACUCAACCCAACACCGUCAAUGUGACUCAACCCAACACCGUCAAUGUGAUCAGACGCGACAUUGUCAAUGUGAACACAUCCAAUAUCGUCAACGUGAACAUACCCGAUUUCAUCAAAUCGAGCAAUUCCAAACAUGAAACAAAUUCAAAGAAAAAUAACGACAUUUGCCUAGUUACGUUUUCAAUUUCUCUAACUGCAUUUCAAUAUAUGCUACAACACAAAAAAGAAGCUCCUCUUGAAGAAAUUUUAAAUUUAAUUAUGAAAAAACGACCAACUAAAGAACAUAAAUUGGACAAAUUUGUGAAUUUUAUUAUUAACACGUCACAUUUUCCGUAUGCAGUUGCUAUUGAAAAGAUAGAUAUGGAUAGUUUAACUACAAAAGAAUUACUAAUUUUAGAUAUGAUUUUUAAUGCAAUUGAAACUUUCUCUAAACAAUCAAGUGCUAAAUUGAAAGCUCAAACUUCAAAACUAUUUUGUACUAAAGAAACGCAAACGAUCGAAACACAUACUGAAAAAAAGGAUAUGUCAUCACUAAAUGAGGUACUCAGGGCUACAUCAUUUUUACGAAGUCAUCAGUUCGCGACUAGCUUAGAAGAUCACCUUCGACAUCUAAGGCUACCUAAGAAUCUACAAUUAGAUUGUUUUUUGAACGACAGAAAUGAUCCUUAUAAACCUGUGUACAGAAAAGAGAGGCGAUAA
Messenger RNA from Spodoptera littoralis (African cotton leafworm), 2907 nucleotides. The record is from the annotation of a GenBank genome assembly. NCBI's taxonomy places the organism in Eukaryota, Metazoa, Arthropoda, Insecta, Lepidoptera, Noctuidae.